Prorocentrum cordatum is the source of this 445-nucleotide messenger RNA. NCBI's taxonomy places the organism in Eukaryota, Dinophyceae, Prorocentrales, Prorocentraceae. The record is from the annotation of a GenBank genome assembly.
GUGCUCUGCGGCCGCUGCUGGCCGACCCCGGGCCGCUCUAUCGGCGCGGGCUCGCCCCCCCAGCCGCUGCGGAGCAGCGGCUCCUUGCCGGGCACCGCCGUGCCCUCCAGUCAGAGUCACAUUACCUCGGCGCGUGCCCGCGCCCAAGGUGGCAGCGCGGUGAUGCGGCCGGCCCCGCCAACCUCCAGCGGCGCCUCCGUUGCCCCAGCCGUGGUGGUGCGACAGGCGCAGUCGGUGCCGCUGGCCUCCAACGGCGCUGCGGUUGCUCCUGCCGUGGUGCUGCGACCAGGUCAGCAAACCCCGCUCGCCUCCAACUGCGCUGCGGUCGCCCCGCCCACGAGCAGCCUCACAGGCGGCGCCGUGAGAGUGCAGGCGGCGGAGCCGGCGCAGCUCGCCUCCACGGGCGGAAUGGUGAGCGCGGGCAUCCCCGUGUCGUACCAGCCAG